Molecule: messenger RNA, 2699 nt
Organism: Maniola jurtina (meadow brown)
Lineage: Eukaryota; Metazoa; Arthropoda; Insecta; Lepidoptera; Nymphalidae
Exons: 12
Coding region: 45-2699 (884 amino acids)
Biological process (GO): proteolysis
Molecular function (GO): zinc ion binding; metallocarboxypeptidase activity
Source: RefSeq, a predicted model, not a curated record
UGUGUUCGGUUAAUGGAAUUUGGCUACAAAUAAUUUAAUUCAUAAUGAAUUUUAGUGUAAUAUUCGCUGUUUUAACUAUCACUGUAGCUAUUGCAGAAAAGAGAAGCUAUGAAGGUUAUAGUGUUUUUAAAGUAACGCCCAAAACAAAUGACGAUGUUGCUAUACUUGAUGAAAUAAGGACGAAAAGAGUAGGAGAAUUUUGGGACGACCAAUUUUAUAUUAAUUAUGAAGCAAGAAUUAUGGUGCUGAAAGACAAUAGAAAAAGGUUUAAUGAUCUUAUUGAUAAAUCCAGCAUGGAAACGGAGGAACUCAUAAAAGAUCUACAAGGAGCAAUAGACAAACAAAUGAUACCAACACAACGGAGUUCAGCAUCAAGUGAAACUUUCCUUGGUAUGAACUGGAAUCAAUAUUACACCAUUGAUGACAUUAACCAGUGGCUGGAUGAAGUAGUUAAAACUUAUCCGACAAUUGUGACCCCAAUUGUCAUGGGCAAAUCAUUUGAAGAUAAGGAUAUUAAAGGAAUUAUAAUAAGAUAUAGACCAAGGACGAAUAGUACUUUGAUUGGAAUGUUGGAAGGUGCUCUUCAUGCUAGAGAAUGGAUUACAACAGCAACAAUAACAUGGAUUAUAAAAGAGUUCUUGACAAGUAGUGAUCGUGAAAUAAGAGAAUUGGCUGAAAAUUUUGAAUGGCAUAUCUUCCCUGUAGUCAAUCCUGAUGGAUAUAACUAUACAUUUACUACUAACAGAAUGUGGAGGAAAAACAGAAGCACUAGGAACUUCACUUCUUGUGCUACAUCUGGUGUUAGCGAUGACAUGAGCAACGGGAUUGAUCUCAAUAGAAAUUUUGACUCAGUUUGGAUGACCAUUGGAGCAUCUGAUAACCCUUGCACAAACACAUUUGCUGGCCCAGCGCCGUUCUCUGAACCAGAAUCGAGGGCUAUAUCAACUUAUGUCGAUAGGUUGAAUGCUCAGGGAAGAAUGAUUUACUACUUUAGCUUCCAUUCGUACCAGCAAUUGAUUCUCAUCCCGUUCAGCCAUGUCUCUGGACAAGAUGUCUUAUUAGCGAAAAAUUAUGCUGAUAUGUACGAGAUAGCAAUAAGGGGUGCAGAACGCAUUUCUAGGAGACAUUCUACCAGCUAUCGUGUCGGCGUUUCAGCGGACCUAUUGUAUCUAAUGAGCGGAACAAGCUUUGAUUGGGUGAAGAACGCUACCAACAUUCCGGUUAGCCUUCUAAUAGAGCUAAGGGACCUCGGGCAAUACGGCUUCCUGCUUCCACCAGAGCAGAUUAUACCUAACAGUUUAGAAAUCAUGGAUGCGUUAGUGGAAAUGGAUAAAACUACGCGAUCACUUGUUGUAAAUACAAGUGCUGAAUAUGUUAGUUAUAAAAAUUUUAAAGUAUUCAAACUGCAUCCUAAAACAGACGAACAGGUAGAACUUCUUAGGAAACUACAAGAUACAGAAGGAUAUUCAUUUUGGACAUUAUUCGAUUAUGUUAAAGUUGAUAGAGAAGUUAGGAUAAUGAUGGAUGCGAAUAAGGAAAAAGAUUUUGAAAACUAUAUGAAAAGUGUUGGUUUGGACGCAACCAAAACUGUGGACGAUGUUCAAAGUUUGAUAGAUGCUCAAAUAAAGAGGCCUCAAAGCGUUAGUCGGAACGUACUAGAUUACAACUGGACCUAUUACCCUUCUUUAGAAGAAGUUGAGGAUUGGAUGAAUCAAACUGCACUAAAACAUCCCGAUGUUGUCACUCUUCUUGACAUUGGAAGAAGCGUUGAAAAUAGACCCAUCAGGGGCAUGAAAAUUGAUUUCCACAAAAGAGCAAAACCGGUUAUGGGUAUCCUUGAAGGUACUUUACAUGCAAGGGAAUGGAUUACUACAGUUACCCUUACUUGGCUUGCCAAUGAAUUUCUGAAUAGUAAAAACGAAGAUGUCAGAUUUCUUGCGGAAAAUGUCGUAUGGCAUAUCUUCCCAGUAACAAAUCCCGACGGCUUUGUCUAUUCCUUAACUGAUGAUAGAAUGUGGAGAAAAAAUCGCAAUCCAGCGAACUUUACGUCGUGCGCCGCAUCUAAUAUUCGUGAUGAUUUAAGCAAUGGCGUUGAUCUCAAUAGAAACUUCGGUUUCCGCUGGAUGACUGUAGGAGCAUCACAAAACCCAUGCGCGCAAACCUUUGCUGGCCAAACUGCUUUCUCCGAACCUGAAUCACGUGCUAUAGCCAACUAUGUUAUUGAUUUACAAGAACAAGGGGAACUUAUUUACUAUAUGGCUUUCCAUUCGUAUUCACAAAUGAUUCUUGUACCAUACAGUCAUUCUACUGGAGCUGGCGUACUUGAAGUCCCAAAUUACGGUGAUCUGUUUGAAAUAGCAAUGAAAGGAGCAGAAAAACUCACAGAAGUGCACAAUAUUCCAUAUAGAGUAGGAACAUCUGCCGAUAUACUAUACGAAGUUUCUGGAUCCGGUUUUGAUUGGGUCAAAGGAGUAGCCAAGGUGCCAAUCGUACAUCUAUUUGAGUUAAGAGAUUUGGGGCAAUAUGGCUUUCUCUUACCUCCAGAACAGAUUAUUCCUAACAACGAAGAAGUUAUGGCGGCGAUGAUAGAAAUGGAUAAAGUGACAAGAAAAAUUGGUUACUAUUCGGUGUCUAGUAGCGGGAUAUCUAAAAUGAAUGCGCUGCUUAUAUUUGCAGCGAUUAUGUUUGCUAUUGUUUAA